AUGAAGGUGGCUGCUGCCCAUGUCGAAGGCGGAGAAGCUGCCACCACUCGCUCUCUAGUUGUGGACUGCGAUGACGAGCACAACGCGAAGCAAAAGCCCAACGUGGUGCUGGAUCCACGCGACAUUGUUGCAUAUGCACACCGUAUCGCGGGCACGACAUCAGCGCCCAAAGAGUGGCAACCUGGCAGUUCCCAAUGUUUGGAUUCAUGCCGCCAGCAUCACAAGAGCACAUGA
Phytophthora nicotianae INRA-310 is the source of this 234-nucleotide messenger RNA. RefSeq lists its product as hypothetical. Gene Ontology annotation, biological process: regulation of transcription by RNA polymerase II. Lineage: Eukaryota; Oomycota; Peronosporomycetes; Peronosporales; Peronosporaceae. The transcript has 5 exons. Gene Ontology annotation, molecular function: transcription coregulator activity. Bases 1 to 234 code for a protein of 77 amino acids. Gene Ontology annotation, cellular component: core mediator complex; mediator complex. The record is from RefSeq and is a predicted model, not a curated record.